GUAAAAUUACCGGAACAGAACAGCGACUGGAGGUUAGGUGUAGCUGGCACGUAGCUUUCUAGGUAAACGCUAAAAAAUGUAACGAAGAUGCAUCGAAACGCCGCAAUCCCUUUCAGACAGCAUUGUUGACAUGUACUUGCUUUUAGGGCAAAUAACAUGCGUACGUUAAUUUAGUUUGGUCAACAUGAUGAUAGCUCGUUACCUGUUCAAUUCAGCACCUUGUAACAAGAGUACCGAGCUUGCUAGCAGUGUGUCAGAGAGAACUAGGAUAGCUAGGUUGGCUAACUUUUCCAUGCAUAAAUUAGACCAUCUCGCUAACUAGCUUGCUAUCAAAUGUUCAAACAGCCUAGUUCGUUUGUUAUACUACUGUUACCCUGAUGUACGUUAAUGUGCUUAUGUUUGAUAGACGAACUAGAUGAUUUGGUUUUAUGCAAUGGGAUUAUGUCAGACUUAGUGAACGUUAAACGUUAUAUAUUGGGAAAUUGGGAAGAAGCUUGCUAAACAGCUAGCUGGAUAUUGAAGAGCAGUAAUCAGCUAGCUAAUGUUUGGUGAUCGAAUGAAGCUUCAUUUGUGAAACCAGGCCAGAGAAAUAUUUAAGCAUAAUGCAUUGGGCAGCUAACUUUGGCUUGUCCACGUUGAGUGUAAUUGAGUGUAUUUGAUGAAGCAUUUGAUGUUUGAGAUAACAAGGUGCUUAAUUGAAACAACAGGUAGCUAAGUUCACGUUACACCAUUGUGAUACUGAAAUUACAAUGGCAAGCGCUAUAGCAUCAAAAAUGGGACUGUCUUUGCGAAGAAAGCAACCCAAGACAUUUAACGUUCAAAUAGCGACCAUGGACGCAGAUAUGGAAUUCAGCUGCGAGGUCAAAUGGAAAGGGAAAGACCUUUUUGAUCGGGUUUGUAGGACCAUAGGCUUGAGGGAAACCUGGUUCUUUGGCCUGCAGUACAGCGUCAAAGACAGCGUGGCCUGGCUCAAGAUGGACAAAAAGGUCCUGGACCACGACAUGCCUAAAGAAGAACCCAUCAUGCUGUACUUCCUGGCCAAGUUUUACCCUGAGACCGCAGAGGAGGAGCUGGUCCAAGACAUCACCCAACACCUUUUUUUCCUGCAGGUGAAGAGGAAGAUCCUGGAGGAGGAAAUCUACUGUCCCCCUGAAGCGUCCGUGCUCCUAGCCUCCUACGCCGUCCAAGCAAAGUAUGGGGAUUAUGACCCUAACGUUCACAAACCAGGCUUCUUGGCUCAGGAGGAACUUCUACCAAAGAGGGUGAUCAACCUGUACCAGAUGACUCCGGAGAUGUGGGAGGAGAGGAUCACGGCCUGCUACGCCGAACACCGCGGGAGAACCAGGGAUGAAGCGGAGAUGGAGUACUUGAAAAUUGCUCAGGACCUGGAGAUGUAUGGGGUCAAUUACUUCUUCAUUAGGAAUAAAAAGGGAACCAACCUGUUGCUGGGUGUGGAUGCAGUGGGAUUGCAUAUCUACGACCCAGACAACAAACUCACCCCCAAAAUCUCCUUCCUCUGGAACGAAAUCCGCAACAUCUCCUACAGCGAUAAAGAGUUUGCCAUUAAGCCCCUGGAUAAGAAGACAAACGUGUUCAAGUUCAACUCCUCCAAGCUCCGGGUAAACAAGCUGAUCCUGCAGCUGUGCAUUGGGAACCAUGACUUGUUCAUGAGGAGGCGGCGUGUGGACUCCCUGGAGGUGCAGCAGAUGAAGACGCAGGCGCGCGAGGAGAGGGCCCGCAAACAGGUGGAUCGUCAGCGUCUGGAGCGAGAGAAGCAGCUGCGUGAGGAGGCGGAGCGAGCGCGUGACGAGCUGGAGAGACGUCUGCUUCAGCUGCAGGACGACGCCCACAUGGCCAACGACGCCCUGCUGCGCUCGGAGGAGACGGCAGACCUGCUGGCGGAGAAGGCCCAGAUUGCCGAGGAGGAGGCCAAGCUGCUGGCCCAGAAGGCGGCCGAGGCCGAGCAGGAGAUCCAGCGCGUCAAGGUGACGGCCAUCCGCACCGAGGAGGAGAGGAGGCUCAUGGAGCAGAAGAUGCUCGAGGCCGAGAUGAUGGCCCUCAAGAUGGCCGAGGAGUCAGAGAGGAGGGCUAAAGAGGCGGACCAGUUAAAGCAGGACCUCCACAAGGCUCGAGAGUCCGAGCGACGGGCCAAGAACAAGUUGCUGGAGAUCACCAGCCGGUCCCCCUACACGGUAAACACACAGCCAGUCAGCACGCCCCAUCAGACCCCACCAGGGACAGAGCAGCAUCAGCCGCUGCCGCUGUCUGCCAACGCCAUGCCCCCCGACAUCCCCAGCUUCAACUUCAGCACAGAGAACCUCAGCUUCGACUUCAAAGACACCGACAUGAAACGCCUGUCAAUGGAGAUCGAGAAGGAGAAGGUGGAGUACAUGGAGAAGAGCAAGCACCUGCAGGUGCAGCUGAACGAGCUGAAGACGGAGAUCGAGUCACUGAAGCUGCGGGAGCGCGAGACGCCCCUGGACAUCCUGCACAACGAGAACGCCGACAAGGGCAACAGCAAGCAGAGCAACUUCAAGAAGCUCACAUUACAAAGCACCAAAUCCAGAGUGGCCUGCUUCGAGGAGCUGUAGCUGAGUGGACCCUGAUGGAAGUGUGUAGUGUGUAGAGUGUGUGUGUGUGUGUGUGUGUGUGUGUGUGUGUGUGUGUGUGUGUGUGUGAACAUGUGAGUGAGAAAAGCUAUUGUGAGUGUGUGUGCUUGUGGCAUUGUGUUCCCUAGGAAACGGGCACAGUUGUCCAUUUAAGCACACUUUUAGGACCACACUAACAGGCAAGACUAAUCUAAACCACCUUGAUGAGACACUGACUAACUGCUGCUGCUGCUGCUGCUGCUGCAUGAGCCACAGUCCUCAUGAAUGUCUGCUGCGGUAGCGUUUACAUGCGUCCAGCACACCUCAGUGCCUGUACAAGGGAAAUCACUACUAGGCCCUGGCAAAGCCGUUCCAUUCCAUUAGUCCAGGCAAAUGCACUACGUUCCAGCCGCCCGGCCGCUCAGCCCAGCCAGAGGCGGAGACGGAGGCGGUGAAGCCGUCUGAACGACCAGCUGUGAGGCACUCGGCUGCACGGUGACCAUGCCGACAGGGAAGCUACACCGGGUGCGUAACUGAAGCGCUGCGUUCGCGACGCUCAAAAGCAAUUUUAGAAGAAGUCUUUUUUUUUUUUUUGGAACGUACGUGCCGCUGUCAGGUGUGUUGUAGCUACUUUCAUUGAUUAGAAUGGAAGGUAAAUAGUUGCAGCAGACGCUACGCGAACGGAACGUUUCAGUCACACACCAGGUAUAGCUUCGCUGUGCGGGAAAGGGCAUGGAACACGCCUCCUUGCACCUAACCCAACCCCCCCCCCCCCAUUCCUUCAGUCCACCAGAAAAUGUGCAGCUCUGGUGGGUGAUUUCCAUGCCUUAAUUGUAGGGCUUACAUUACAGGGAAAGUGACUCUAUGUCUAAUGCUGUUGAUUUUCUUUUUUUGUGUGUAUCUUGGGAUAGCUGAGAUGAAAUCUUAAUCAUGUUUUUUUUUAUGAGGUUGAGGAUUUUUUGGUUUUAGUUCUUUAGUUAGUGUUCAUUGCUUAAUGACUUUGUGACAGUUGAAGUGGUGUCUAGAAGAUUUGUGUAUAAAUAAAAGAACAUUGCUGUUUUUUUUAGAUGAAUAAAUGGACUUUAGAUCAA
Molecule: messenger RNA, 3679 nt
Organism: Sardina pilchardus (European sardine)
Lineage: Eukaryota; Metazoa; Chordata; Actinopteri; Clupeiformes; Clupeidae
Gene: nf2a
Product: NF2, moesin-ezrin-radixin like (MERLIN) tumor suppressor a
Exons: 16
Coding region: 750-2591 (613 amino acids)
Biological process (GO): regulation of organelle assembly; negative regulation of cell population proliferation; regulation of cell shape
Cellular component (GO): apical part of cell; plasma membrane; adherens junction
Molecular function (GO): actin binding; integrin binding
Source: RefSeq, a predicted model, not a curated record